AUGGGUCGUUCCAAUUCUAGAUCACAUUCUUCAAGAUCAAAAUCUAGAUCACAGUCUAGUUCUCGAUCAAGAUCAAGAUCACACUCUAGAAAGAAGAGAUACAGGUCUCGUUCCAGGACAUAUUCAAGAUCUCGUAGUAGGGAUCGUAUUUAUUCUAGAGAUUAUCGUCGAGAUUACAGAAAUAAUAGAGGAAUGAGAAGACCUUAUGGGUACAGAGGAAGGGGUAGAGGGUAUUAUCAAGGAGGAGGAGGCAGAUACCACCGAGGUGGUUAUAGACCUGUGUGGAAUAGAAGACACUCUAGGAGUCCUAGACGAGGUCGGUCACGUUCCAGAAGUCCAAAAAGAAGAUCUGUUUCUUCUCAGAGAUCCCGAAGCAGAUCUCGCCGGUCAUACAGAUCCUCUAGAUCUCCAAGGUCUUCCUCUUCUCGUUCUUCAUCCCCAUAUAGCAAAUCACCUGUCUCUAAAAGACGAGGGUCUCAGGAAAAACAAACCAAAAAAGCUGAAGGGGAACCCCAAGAAGAUAGUCCUUUGAAAAGUAAAUCACAGGAAGAACCGAAAGAUACAUUUGAACAUGACCCGUCUGAAUCUAUUGAUGAAUUUAAUAAGUCAGCUACAUCUGGUGAUAUUUGGCCUGGCCUUUCAGCUUAUGAUAAUAGCCCCAGAUCACCCCACAGUCCUUCACCUAUUGCUACACCACCUAGUCAGAGUUCAUCUUGCUCUGAUGCCCCCAUGCUCAGUACAGCCCACUCUGCAAAAAAUACCCCCUCUCAACAUUCACAUUCCAUUCAGCAUAGUCCUGAAAGAUCUGGGUCUGGUUCUGUUGGAAAUGGGUCUAGUCGAUACAGUCCUUCUCAGAAUAGUCCAAUUCAUCACAUCCCUUCACGAAGAAGCCCUGCAAAGACAAUCGCACCACAGAAUGCUCCAAGAGAUGAGGCUAGGGGACGUUCCUCAUUUUAUCCUGAUGGUGGAGAUCAGGAAACUGCAAAGACUGGAAAGUUUUUAAAAAGGUUCACAGAUGAAGAGUCUAGAGUAUUCCUGCUUGAUAGGGGUAAUACCAGGGAUAAAGAGACUCCAAAGGAGAAAGGAUCAGAAAAAGGGAGGGUAGAGGGAGAAUGGGAAGAUCAGGAAGCUCUAGAUUACUUCAGUGAUAAAGAGUCUGGAAAACAAAAGUUUAAUGAUUCAGAAGGGGAUGACACAGAGGAGACAGAGGAUUAUAGACAGUUCAGGAAAUCAGUUCUUGCAGAUCAGGGUAAAAAUUUUGCUACUACAUCUCACCGGAAUGCUGAGGAGGAAGGACUCAAGUACAAGUCUAAAGUUUCACUAAAAGGCAAUAGAGAAAGUGAUGGAUUUAGAGAAGAAAAAAAUUAUAAACUUAAAGAGACUGGAUAUGUAGUGGAAAGGUCUAGCACUACAAAAGAUAAGCACAAGGAAGACGACAAGAGUUCUGAGAGAAUAACAGUAAAGAAAGAAACUCAAUCACCUGAGCAGGUAAAGUCUGAAAAGCUCAAAGACCUCUUUGAUUACAGUCCCCCUCUACACAAGAACCUGGAUGCACGAGAAAAGUCUACCUUCAGAGAGGAGAGCCCCCUUAGGAUCAAAAUGAUAGCCAGCGAUUCUCAUCGUCCUGAAGUCAAACUCAAAAUGGCACCUGUUCCUCUUGAUGAUUCUAACAGACCUGCUUCCUUGACUAAAGACAGGCUACUUGCUAGUACACUUGUCCAUUCUGUCAAGAAGGAGCAAGAAUUCCGAUCCAUCUUUGACCACAUAAAGUUGCCACAGGCCAGCAAAAGCACUUCAGAGUCAUUUAUUCAACACAUUGUGUCCUUGGUUCAUCAUGUUAAAGAGCAAUACUUCAAAUCAGCUGCAAUGACCCUAAACGAGAGGUUCACUUCGUAUCAGAAAGCCACUGAAGAACAUAGUACCCGGCAAAAGAGCCCUGAGAUACACAGGAGAAUUGACAUCUCUCCAAGUGCCCUGAGGAAGCAUACCCGUUUAGCAGGGGAAGAGAGAGUUUUUAAAGAAGAAAAUCAAAAGGGCGAUAAAAAACUAAGGUGUGAUUCUGCUGAUCUUCGGCAUGACAUUGAUCGUCGUAGAAAAGAAAGAAGUAAAGAACGAGGGGAUUCAAAGGGCUCCAGGGAAUCCAGUGGAUCAAGAAAGCAGGAGAAAACUCCCAAAGAUUACAAAGAAUACAAAUCUUACAAAGAUGACAGUAAACAUAAAAGUAGAGAGCAAGAUCAUUCUCGAUCUUCAUCCUCUUCUGCAUCACCUUCUUCUCCCAGUUCUCGAGAAGAAAAGGAGAGUAAGAAAGAAAGAGAAGAAGAAUUUAAAACUCACCAUGAACUGAAAGAAUACUCGGGCUUUGCAGGAGUUAGCCGACCCCGAGGAACUUUUUUUCGAAUUAGAGGCAGAGGAAGAGCCAGAGGAGUUUUUGCUGGGACAAAUACUGGUCCAAACAACUCAAAUACUACUUUUCAAAAGAGACCGAAGGAAGAGGAAUGGGAUCCAGAAUAUACCCCAAAGAGCAAGAAGUACUUCUUGCAUGAUGACAGAGAUGAUGGUGUGGAUUAUUGGGCCAAAAGAGGAAGAGGUCGUGGUACUUUUCAACGUGGCAGAGGGCGCUUUAACUUCAAAAAAUCAGGUAGCAGUCCAAAAUGGACACAUGACAAAUACCAAGGGGAUGGGAAUGUUGAAGAUGAAGAAGAGACCAUGGAAAACAGUGAAGAGAAGAAGGACAGACGCAAAGAUGAAAAGGUAGAAAAUAUCAACCUACUGCAGGAGAGCAGCAGCUUCGCUUGGGGCCCGGGUAUGGUGGAGGAGAUAUUCUCGCCACGAAGAGCCAUGUGGGGCACGAACUCCGGAUCGAGGGCCUGGCUCAAGGAGCGCUCCAAUAAGCAACUCUCAAGGAAGGGCUCCCGGAACCUUCUAGCCGAGAUUUCUGCGUGCGCCGAGGUCAGCGCAGCCUGCCCCGCCCAUUGGUUGCCUCAUGGAAGACCCGCCCCUCGAGGGAGAAGGAGAAACUCGGCAGCUUCUUCGGCCUGUGCAAAUUAUCACAACGACCCUGACGUAAUCCAGCUACCAAUCACAAGAAGCCAUUUUCAGCUUUGUCCAAUGAGAGAGGGUACAGGUUACACGGCCCGCCGAGUUUGA
Molecule: messenger RNA, 3147 nt
Organism: Orycteropus afer afer
Lineage: Eukaryota; Metazoa; Chordata; Mammalia; Tubulidentata; Orycteropodidae
Source: RefSeq, a predicted model, not a curated record